UCGUGUAAUUUGUAUACGCUCAAACUAGGUUUCCGACGAAGGGGAAUUACCGUGCUGAGGCAAUGCACGAAAAAGUUAGCGCAGAUCCGGCACGUCGAGCUAGGAAAAACUUCUUCAGUAAAUCAGGAGAUGUAAGCCAAAUUCGAAAGCCAGGCGAUUGUAAGCUGAAAACAUGGCUGGUCCUCAAUCUGGUUUCGACAAUCUUCUAGGGUCAGCGUCACCAUCAUCUGGACCUGUUCCCCUCCAUCACAUGGAUUAUGCGUACAUCGGACUUUGCAGGAAUGUCAAGGAGCUGGAGAAGAUCUUGAAAGCUCUCAGAUCGGGCGCGGAUGGCUACUAUCCGGAUUUGAUUAAGUGUUGUGAGCAGAGAAUUGCAACUCUGGAUCCAAAAAGCAAGGCGUUGCGGAAGGACAAACCCCCAGCCUCAAAAGGCGACUUGGGCAAGGAAGAAUGGCAGCAAAUCAACUCCGAUAUCAAGGACUGGACAACUGAGAUGGGCAAGGAGUCUGCCUCAAGCUCAGUGCGGAGCAACGACGACAAAACGCUGCCGCCGAUUCGGCAACCGGCCACCGUGGAUACCAGCGGAAAGAAGAAAAAAGACGAAGACAAAGUCUGGGCGAAGCCGUCCAAGGAGCGAAUCAAAUCCUCCGAUUACCGAUCCUGGGAUAAAUUUGAUGCCGAAAAGGCGGCGGAAGAAGCGGACCUGAAGAAACACGGCAAGAAAGACAGCAAGCAAUUGAAGAAGUCAUCUGCGGCACUAUCCAGCAUCAUUAACACCGAUGGCAUGACUGAUAAAGAACGGGAGCUUGUGGCCAACAAGGAAAAGGACAAAGGCAACGAGGCUUUCAAAGCUGGAGAUUAUGAAGAGGCCGUGCAGUAUUACAGCCGAAGCAUCUCUGUUAUACCGUCGGCACCGGCCUACAACAACCGCUCUCUUGCAAGAAUCAAGUUGUGUCAGUUCAUCGCAGCUGUAGAAGACUGCACUAAGGUUUUGGAGCUGGAGCCUGAGAACAUCAAAGCUUUACUCAGACGUGGUACCGCCUUAAAGUCGUUGAGACAGUUCACUGCUGCGAAAACUGACUUGGAAGCUGUCUUGAAUGCUGAGUCAAACAACAAACAAGCUCUGGAUCUUUUGGCAGAUAUUAUGUUAAAAGAAACGGUGGAGCAGAAUUCGCCGAAACCGUACAAGGAACGUGAUGUCGAAAUGGAACCAACACAUGUGGGGCAGGCCGCACCGCCGGGGCGACGGAUGAUCAUUCAAGAGGUCGAAGACGAGAGCGACAGCGAAGAGGAGGAUGCUGGGAAGGGUCAGGGGUCACUCGUCAACGGAAGGGGAGCACCAAAUUCUGACGAGGGCGCUGUGAAUGGCGCAACCAAAGCGAGCGCCAUGGCAACUGAAAACCAAGAUGGUGGCCAAGGUGCGGUUUCUGCAGAGACCUCUCUUCCAUCCAGCAACGGAAUCCCCGUACAAGACGGGCCAGUUGCUGCGGCAACCCCGCCGGUGUCCAAUCCGAUCCCGGCGCUGCCCCUGCCUGAUGAUGUCAUCGCACUGAAGGAUUCUGGGAAUGAGCUGUUCAAGGCAGGGCAGUACGGCAACGCCAUGGAGAAAUAUUCUUUAGCCAUCAAAAAGAUCCUUCCAGAUAAGGAGUCUUUCACCGCCGCCCUCGCCUCCCUCUACAACAACCGCUCUGCCUGCAACUCCAAGACGGGCCACUUGAAGGAGACUAUAGAAGACUGCGAUGCGGCGUUGGAGAUUCAGCCCUACAGCGCGAAGGCUUUGGUGCGUCGAGGAGCUGCUUACGAUGCUCUGGAAAAGUAUCGUCACGCCUACGUUGACUACCAAACUGCCAUGAAGGUGGACGCUGCGAACCAAUUGGCACAGAGUGGAGCAGCAAGAGUGAUGAAAAUCCUGUCGGAGCAGGACGGACCAAAAUGGCGUGAGAAACUCCCCUCCACCCCCUCCCCGCUUGGCUUGCCCCUCCCACCCCCUUCCCUGACCACCAUGGCCCCUAGCAACGCACCGGUUCCCAGCGUCACCUCCACCACCAGUGUAACCAACCAGCCGUCCAUGGCAACCAGCCAGGUCAAAGGUCAAGAUGUCCAAGGUCAAAAGGUCGAGCCGAAACCCAGCGCCCAGGACCAACCCGACACGGCUCCGGUACCCAAUGCGAAUGCAAGCAAGGGGUCAUCGGAAAAGGCCAAAGCCGAGUCGGAGGUCAAGGGUCAAGCUGACCCCGUGGCAAUGACUGAUCCCAAGCUGAGCGUGGAGGACAACUUCCUGAAGUUGAAGACGAAAGGAAACACGCUGGUUCAGCAGGGGAACUAUGAGAAGGCAGCGGAGUUCUACACAGCCUGUAUCGCGUUGGAUCCCAAGCAACUUGUGAGCUACACUAACAGGGCACUGUGCUUCAUCAAACUACUCAAGGGCAAUGAAGCAGAGGCUGACUGUACUCAAGCAUUGGAACUGGACGAUGGGAGCAUCAAGGCCUUGUAUAGGAGAGCUCUGGCUAGAAAGAUGCUGCACAAGUACAGCGAUGGCAUUCGCGACCUGAUGACCUUGCUCAAGAUUGAGCCCCACAACGCCUCGGCGAAGAAAGAGUUGGAUUUAGUCAAAGAGCUGUGGCGGCAGGAGCUAAAAGAUAACCAGCAGAAAACUACUGAGAAGCCGAAGCAAACCACCCAACCACCGCCAGCUCAACAGAAGUCAGAGGACAAGGUCAAGCCAGAGGUCAACUCGGCCGAGGUCAAGCCCGCAGAGGUCAAACCAGCUAAGGGCAAAAUCUCUGAGGUCAAACCGGCAGAGGUCAAAUCCUCGGAGGCCAAACCAGCUGACGUUAAACCUGCAGAGAUGAAACCAGCAAAGGGCAAAUCCGCCGAGGUCAAAACCUCAGAGGUCAAAUCCUCAGAGGUCAAACCAGCGGAGGUCAAACCGGCCCAGAAGAAGAAAAAGAAGGGCAAACGGAUGCAGAUCCAGGAAGUGGAAGGAAACAGUGAAGAUGAGAAUGAUGUUAAAAAGGCCAGCCCUAAACCCACCGAGAAACCACCCGCAAAGGACAAGAAGGGCAGCAAGACCCCCAAAGACACAGGGAGCCAGAAGGGUGGCAAGACCCCAGGGGGAGAGGACGACAAAGUCACUGUGCCAAAGCUGACCAAGGUUACAGCCUAUGAGUUCCUUCAAGCUUGGACGUCUCUGAAGCGUCAACGAAGCAUGCUCGCCUAUGCGGAGUUACUCAAACAGAUCUCACCAGAGGAACUACCAGAAGUUUUGACCAACAAACUCGAUGGAGACAUGGUUGUCAAUAUCGUCAAGGCUGUUUGUGAACAUCUCGUAGAGUCUGAUGGGGAUCUGAGCUAUGGCUUGCUGGCUAAUCUACCCAAGGUGGAGAGGUUUAAGGCUGUCGUCAUGUUCCUAUCGACUAGCGAUAAGAAACGUCUGCGGAACUCACUGAAGAAGUUGGGGUCUAGGAAGAGUGAAGCGUAUGUAGAGUCAGACAUCGAGAAACUGCGACAGCACUACAGCCUCAAAUAAUUAUUGGUUCAAAUCUUCUUGCAUCAUUGAACAAAAAAUUGUCGUUCAAGUCUGAAAUGUGAACCUAAAUUGAAAAAAAAAAAUUCUAAUCCUGUUUAAACUGCUCAAAAACCAGUCAAUUACCUUAAUUCUUCCACAACUUUCUCAAUGCAUUAGGAGAUCUUGAAGGAUUUUGUAGGAUUGAGGAAGGUUUCUAGCCAAAAAUGCUGACAGAAUUUCAGCUGGAAAAUCUGUGAUUAUUUAUUUCUUGCAUGAAAGGGUCCAUGAAAUUAUAUUUUUCUUUUCUUAGGAAUACCUUUUGUGCAACUUUCCACUCUUAAAUGUAUGAAACUAUUUGACACCCCUUUUGGGUUAAUUUUACUGAAAAGUGCACUUCUGUAAGGACUUCAGAUUUUCCAUACUUUUCUGGACAACUGAAGGCACUAUUGCUGUGAUGUCAUUUCAGGAAGACACUGUUCAGUUUAGGGGUUUUCUGUUCAAAUUGUGAACCUAAAAGUUUGCUGAAAACAUCUGUGAGAAUAGUUUGCACUGUUACAACAACGAAUCCCCAAAGAACAGAAAAUGUAUGACGGCAAAAUAUCCAAAAUUCUGGCAACUUUUGAUGAUGAAAUAACUGUAACAUUCGCUCUUUUCACACACUCUGCCAUUGGGCAUGAAGGGCCUCGAUCUGGCAACUUUACACAAUAAAAAUAGCCGGCUCAGUGAUCUGAACCCCGACACGGGAAUCACUGAACCGACUGUAUUUAUUGUGUAAAGUUGCCAGAUCAAGGCUCUGCAUGCCCAUGGCGGAAGUGUGAAAAGAACGAAUUGAGGGUUCUGCCUGAAUUUACAAACUACUUUUGCUCAUGAAUAUAGAAAUUUGCAUAGAAAGGUCUUCCCCAAAUCCAGAACUUUUUUAGUUUCCUUGAUUUUUGGUCGAAAAAAGACAAAAGAUAUCCGGUCUGAAUUAACAAUGUAUGAAAUACGCCAACCUUUAAUUUGAGAGUGUCUCUAGAUUUUAUUUGGUUAAGUCUGAUUUUUUUAGGUUGUUUUUUUUUAGUUUCUUUUACUGUUUCCACCAGUUAAUGUCUUUUCAAUAAUUGGCGUCAUUAAAAAAAAAAUUUCAAAGAAUAAUAUUAAUCCACAAACAGAGUAAAGUAUUCUCAGACUAAUAUCACUUGUUCAAACUACAACUACAAUGUAUAUCUAUGUUGGAAAUUCCCCAAGAAAAUUCCAGUAAAUUGAAAUAUUUUGAUUUGAAUAUCAAAGGUGAAUUUUGAUUGCAGCUGUAAUGAGUUUGUGACUUUUUUUUUUAGAAAUACAUGUAUAGCAAAAAGUGGUUUCAAUUGAAAAAUGUUGAGAGUUCGCACUGAGAAAAGUUAAAUAUUUUUUUAAUUUUUAUUUUCAGUUUGUCCCGUUACAAAGUUUGUAAUUUCUUGGUGUUGAGAUUGGAAUUUAUUCCAGAACAUGAAAUGAAUAAAAUGCCAAUGAGAAGAUUCAUUGAGAACUAAUGCAACUGA
Patiria miniata (bat star) is the source of this 5028-nucleotide messenger RNA. It is a transcript of the gene spag1, whose product is annotated as sperm-associated antigen 1-like. The record is from RefSeq and is a predicted model, not a curated record. Gene Ontology annotation, molecular function: heat shock protein binding. The transcript is spliced from 23 exons. NCBI's taxonomy places the organism in Eukaryota, Metazoa, Echinodermata, Asteroidea, Valvatida, Asterinidae. Bases 173 to 3529 code for a protein of 1118 amino acids. Gene Ontology annotation, cellular component: cytosol; mitochondrion.